Molecule: messenger RNA, 721 nt
Organism: Kockovaella imperatae
Lineage: Eukaryota; Fungi; Basidiomycota; Tremellomycetes; Tremellales; Cuniculitremaceae
Exons: 2
Coding region: 47-601 (184 amino acids)
Source: RefSeq, a predicted model, not a curated record
UACUGCUGAUUUUUCAAGUCCACACUACCUGGCAGCACUCAGCAUCAUGACUUCCAUCACUCGCGAGCGAUUGCUCCUCGCUGGCUCCGCUGGACUUACGUCUUAUGUUUUCUUUGGCGUACUGGCGGAUCAGCAACGGGGUGUCAUACCGCUCAUCACGGGUAGAGUGGGAAGACCUGUCCACUGCUCUCCAGUAACUCAAGUGGGCUUUUUUGCCAACUAUCUGCCCAGAGCAGGGACACCGAUCAUAGCAUGUUCUUACCUCUCCGUCAUCCUCUCGUUCACAUCAGCUUAUACCCAUCCUAAUCAACUCAUCCGACGACUGAGCUUUGUCUCUGGUUUGGCUGCGUUCCUCCUCGCCCCUCUGACGUUUGGUCAAGGUAUCACAAAGAUCAAUAGUGAAUUAUUCAGCAUCUAUCGAUCAUCUCAGAAGAAUAUCGAGGAUAAACAGGAUAGGAUCGAGAUGCUCAUCAAGCUUUGGGAGAAGAAACAUAUCAACCGGUAUCUGAGUUAUGCAGGGGCUUGGAUCUUUGCUUUCGCAGCGUUGGUAUUGGAUGGUCAGGGAGCCAUUGGAGAGGUCAAGCGGGUCGUUUUGCCUUAGUCUAUAAACGGUUCAAGAGGGCUUGCUUAGGCGGAACUCAUGCAGGGAUGUCCAUGUCCUUAUGGCUUCUAGUAUGCCGUGUUAUGCACCAGGCUCUCGUGCAUCCUUUCCGCUCACCCC